AUGAAGGAGGGCGAUGAAGAAAAGGCGAUGAAGGAGGGCGAGGAGGCGUCCUCCCGCUGGAGGAGCUUGUCGCUCUCAGCCUUCACGCACGAGCAUGGCGGGCAUUACGCGAGGCAUGACAGAGCUCAUACGUCUCUGACCUGCGUCGUAGCCGGCGAAGCUUGUCACAGCUCGCGGCUGUUGGUCGAGCAUGCAGCCCAGCAGGCUCGAGGGGAGGAGACAUCAGACUCCUCGGGAUCGAUCGAGGAUGCGAUGUCACUGAUUUGGCUGUUCCCAGACUGGAAGGAGUUGAAUCGAAGUCAGAUGUCGAGGCUUCUCAAGCGACUGCCCAAGCAAGUCGAAGCGAUGGCGGAAGAAAAGGAGCGAGCACGCUCAAGAGAAGGCAAGACGAAGAGCAGACUGUCUCUCAACGCCAUGUACAGCGCGAUACAAGAAUGGUGCGGGAGCUUCAACAACGACAGCGACAAGCAUCAGGAGCUGCUAGAAAAGAUCGAGCAGGUGGAGGAGCAGAUCUCCAGCCUCUCGUCGUCCUUGAGGCGCGUCAAGCAAGCGGGGGCAUGGGAGCAGCUGCAGGAGGCGAUGCUGAGCGACACUAUCAGAGCUCUCACAACUCGACGGAUAGUCCCGAACCCUCAGGCGACUAGCAAGCAGCGCAUGCUGUGGACGUUUGCCAUCCACUCAAUGGACUACAAGCUUUCGGUGGGUCUUGUGAGCGCUGACUGCAGCCCAUCGGGCGACUGGUUCUCCUCCUACCAUCACAACAAGGUCUGGUUCUGGCAGUCCUGCGCCUCCAGCGUCAGUUUGCUUGCCAACGGCAACCACAUCACCUCCACGUCCUCGCACUCCUUCAAGGAGGGCAGUCGGGUGACGAUGAAGUUGGAUGCUGACGCAGCUGCUGUCUCCUUCUACCUGCAGCCUUCCGUCACCUCCUUGAGCACAGUGUUCAUAGGCCGCAUCCCCGACGUCUACGGCGAGCUUGUUCCUGCCGUCUGCCUGGGAUCGCCAGGUGACCUCGUAGAGCUCAACCCCGUGCCAGCAUGUGUGGAUCCCCCGAGUGACGUAGCUGGUGGGGAGGAGCAGCGAGCAAGGGAGGGGCUCCAUCCAGGUGUGCUCGCGUCCUCCUCGCUCGCCUCUACCUCCUUGCUGUCUUCUGGGAUCCGAUCGCCCGUUGCCAGCCUGUCGCGGCUACUCAGCGACUCCAAGGUCAGCCUCCGGAGCUUCUCGACCUUUUUCAGCAGCAUCGAGAGCUAUCUGGAUCAGGACGCAGCGGUGAGGAGGGAGGAAGAUGGGUUGGUGCAGGCGCACAGAAACUUGCGGGAAGCCAAGGGGCUGGUGAAGAUGCUGACAGGGAGAUCGAACGUGGUGUUGCUGUGGAAUCUGGCGAGAGAAACAACACAAGGAGAGCUGCUGGCGUUCAUGAAGGGCUGCGGGGAGAUCCUUCACAUCAGCUCCUGUACUGACUUGGACUUUCUGCAUGCGGACGUCAGGCCGCAGCUGCAGGCGACCCAGGGCCUCGUCAACCUCCUCGUCUUCGUGACCUUCGCAGGCUCUGACAGCGUCGCACGUGCGAUGCGACUUGACGGGCAGAGUCUCAAGGGCAGUCAAGUGCGGGUGCGAGAGAUUCGCAGAGUUGAGUUCGACGACGGGGUGGAGCAGACGCUGAGCAUGCUCGACAGAGACUUGUCGGCCAUGGCAGAGGCUCUGCGGUCCCACGUGACCUCCCUCAUGAAGCUCUUCAUGCUGGAGAUGCGCUCGUUCGCUGACUGCCUGCUCCGCCUCGACUCGGAGAGAGCUGCUCUGACCUUGAACCGCGCUCAAGGGUUGAGUGAGCUGCUACCCCAGCAGUUCUUCUGGAAAGACAUCCAAGACUUGCCGGGUCUGCACGACACGGUCGCCGGUCUGAACUUGAUCAGCAAGGGGGACGAAGACCUGAGAAGGAACGUGACCUCUUGCAUCCAGAAGGCGCGAGAGAAGUUCAACAACAUGUACCCUGCUCUUGAGACGCGCAGCCUGCAGGCCGUGCUCAGCUGGAUGAGGAGGGUUCUAGAGCAGGCUGAGGAUGAGAUGCAGCGGGCGAACAACGUGAAGGCAGCAUGGGAGCUCGUGCAAGAUGCGAGGCGAUGUUCAGAGAGCCGAGUCAACUUCCAAGACCUGAAGACGAUCGGAGCAGAAGCAACUUCUCCAGCUCUCCUCGUUUCCUCCCUCGAGUACUACUGGCAUCCCGUACUCGAUCGCUCCCCUGCCGCUGCUGACGUCGUGAACGGGAUCAAGAGCGCACUGGUGCGAGUCAAAGUUGUGGAGAAGCUGGUGCAUGAGAGAAUGAUCCCCAUGAAGGAAGAGAUCAAGAGAUUGUGCCGGCACUGCGACGAGUUGUUUGCAAGGGGUGAGGAUGAAGCUGCAGUGGAGGUGAUGGAGCAGCUGCGGCUCAAGCAGCGAAGUCUCCCUGUGGAGGACGUCGAGUUCCAAGUCCUCAGCAGCAAGCACCGGUCAAGGUACGAGCAGCGCAUGACGGAGAUGACAGAGGAGAGGAGGAGACCGAGGGUACACCUGGAAGGAAUCUACUUGUCGUUCAUGGCGGCGAACAACGUUGAUCAAGACGACUUGUCACCAACUCCUUACGAUCGCUCGAGGAAGCUGGAGCCUUCCUAUGCCUCAAGAAGGGAGGUGGAACAGCUCCGAAUCCAGCAAGGCAUAGUCGACAAGAUCAGAGAUGCUCUGAGAUCCAGAGGAUGGACCGUCCACUCGAGCAACCAGCACCGCCUCGACACGACGAAUCAAGAGGACAUGUUGGGGAUGGGACUUUCAAGGUCCUUGCUGCACUCAGAAGAGGAUCACAAGAGCGUGGGAGCGAGGAUAAGAGUAAAAUUGGCAAGAGAAGAGCCUUGGGACUUGCUGAGGGGCAUCCCGGACUUGUUGAGGGGCAUGCCACAGUUCUUUGCCGAGGUUUGCUUCUCAGUGCUGCUGCAGAGACAAGAGUCCCUCUCGAAGCAAGAGAAGCCUCUUCCGGAGCGUUAUGCGCACAUGAACGUAUCAGCCUCCAGGUUUUACAUCAGCCAGCACGUUUUGAAGGAUCAAGUGCUGGAGCUCGACGUGGUGGUUAAGCCAAGUCACAUGGCCAACGACAGAUACUCGUCACAAGAGCUGGUGGCAACGUUGAGCCAUGCCGUCUCAGUCAACCACUCGUCUGCAAGCAACCAAGCAUUCCAAAUGAUGGCUUGCUUGUGGCCGUGGAGUGUCAAGGAGCAGCGGGUCGGCAUGGACCGAAUGAGGUGGCAGGAACAGGUCGCGGAGAGCAUCAAGAACUGCGUGUUCUUCGUUCCCGUAUUCACAGAGAGGUACCUCAACAGCUGUGCGGUUGGUGAUCUGGCUGCAUGGAGGACAAGCGCAGCCACGGAGCUCAGGCUCGCGCUCUCCCUCAAGUCGACGAGCUUCAUCGUUCCGGUGAUCAUGGACGCUGACGUUAACGCUGCGAGGCUAGACGAGCGAGUGCGUGAGAUGUUCCUGAGAGGAUUCUUCCUCAAGGUGUCGAGAGGCUCUCUUGACGAGCAGCUGGACCGUCUGCACGAGUACCUCAGCAAGAAACUCCCGGAAGAGAAGAAACAAGAAACCAACAAGUCAACCACCGACAAGGCUCAGCCCUAUCUUGACUUUCUCAACUAG
Guillardia theta CCMP2712 is the source of this 3660-nucleotide messenger RNA. RefSeq lists its product as hypothetical. The transcript has 12 exons. Lineage: Eukaryota; Cryptophyceae; Pyrenomonadales; Geminigeraceae. Gene Ontology annotation, molecular function: RNA binding. Bases 1 to 3660 code for a protein of 1219 amino acids. The record is from RefSeq and is a predicted model, not a curated record.